Molecule: messenger RNA, 261 nt
Organism: Linum trigynum
Lineage: Eukaryota; Viridiplantae; Streptophyta; Magnoliopsida; Malpighiales; Linaceae
Source: the annotation of a GenBank genome assembly
AUGGCGGAGUCAAUGGCAGGCAGGCGGAGGUUUAUGGAGAUGAUGGAGUUCGACGGGCGGAAGUCGUGCGAGUUGCGAUGGAGCUGCUGGAUGGCAAAAGGCGAGGCGAGGCGAGGAAACAGAUCUGGUGGAGGUCGACGGUGGAAGCCGACGGCGACGAAGCUGCUAGUUUUCCUUCUCGCCUUUCCCUUGCAAACUCUAAGUGGCCAGAAAUUAUUGGGAAUGUCAGUCGACAGGGAAUGCCGAAUGGAGUUCAGUUAG